UAAGAAAUCUCAAUCACGUAGUAGCAAAGCGGGUCUUCAAUUUCCCGUUAAUCGUAUCGCCCAUUUUCUGAAAGCGGGUAAAUAUGCUGAACGGGUCGGAGCUGGAGCUUCGGUUUACCUUGCUGCUGUUCUUGAAUACUUUGCUGUUGAGAUAACCUCUUCUCUCCUUGUUGGGGUUGGUGUAUGGGAGCAAAUCUCUCUACCUGCAUAUAACAGCCGGUGCUUUUGGAGUCGAUCAUCAUGAAGGGCGCUGAUACUGUUUAUGAAUCUUCAGUGAAAAACCAAAUUUAGGAAGCCCUUCUCAAUCUUCAUUCGUAAGUAUCUUGUGUAUUAAGUUCUGCUCUUCCUUUUAGCAUUCCUUUUUCUUAAGACUUUCAGUUACCAUUGUGAACUUUACCUUUUCUAGAUGACUUAACGGAAGGAUGUAUUGAUGAGGAGCUUUAUUGUUUGAAUUCUUCUUCUCUUUAGGUCUUUCGUAUUUUAGAUUCUUUUUACCUCAAUUAGUUGUUGAACCUGUGAAUUCUUCCCUUUCUUGACAUGUGCAACUCCAUUAUGUGUGAUAUAACUGUUUCUUUAUGUCCUGGUUUAAUCUACUACAGCAUUUGACAAACGUUAUUCCUGGAAAUUUAUCUGAAGUAGCUUUUGUAUGAACUGGGAAGUUAGGAGUUUGUCAUGUAGAUUCAUGAAACUUAAAUAAACAUUUGAAAGUUACCUUUUGGAGGGAAGAAUGGGAAAGUAAAGCUGUUUGUGGAGGCUUUGCAUAAUCUUGUGUUUGCUUGAAGAAUCCUUAAAUUAUAGUCUUGCCCAGUUGUGAUGUUGUGACAUAUAAAGAAUCUGCUAUAUUAUGCAUCAAACAUGAUAGACUAUCAACUCCAGCAUUUCUCUUAAUUUUAUACGCAUAAGAUUGAAAAUAUAAUACAUAAACUUAAAGAUCUGCCUUAAAGAGAGUAUGCUACAAAGACCUUAAACUGUUUUGUCUCAAAGCAAUUAACUUAGGAAAAAAAACCACUGUUGCAUAUGUCUCUGGUUUUAUCUCUACAUAAGAAUUUUUAUCACUUAAGUUUAGUAGUUAAACCAGUUUCUUCUUUUUUUGUUCUUCAAUUUAGCAAGUGUUUAUAUAAGGUAUAUAUUUUUUUCCCCAAAAGAACAUUUUAUUUUUGAAACUUGAAAGAAAUAGAAAACUUUCUCUAGUUCUCUUUUUUCUAAUAGCAAUAACGUUAUAGUAGGAAAAACUAGGGGUUCUUAUUUCUCAAGUGGCAAUAAAAUUGUGACUCAAUUAGAAGGUAACAAGAAGAUCAGGGGUAAAUUUGCCAAAUUGAGUUCCCCUCAACAACUUUUGUUCCUUUCCUGGACAAGUCCAAAACUCAUAAGUAAGUCAUAAUCCUUGAAGAGGUUACAUGAAUCAACAUCUUUUAUAUCCACCAUUGAUUCACUCUUUCAUCCAACGUCAUACAACCUCAAUCCUUGUCAUACUCUCUGAUUGGUCCACACUUCAAUCCAUCUAGUCUAUAAAACACCAAAAACCCAACCACUUCACACUCACAUACAAAGCAACUCAAUUCAACUCUACUACUUCACUUCAUUUCAUUCAAUCACAAACCAAAAACUUGUAAAAAAAAAAAAACAAUGGCAGGUAGAGGAAAAAUGUUAGGUUCAUGUGCGGCUAAGAAGUCUCAAUCACGUAGUAGCAAAGCGGGUCUCCAAUUCCCUGUUGGUCGUAUCGCCCGUUUUCUCAAAGCGGGUAAAUACGCCGAACGGGUCGGAGCCGGAGCUCCAGUUUACCUUGCUGCUGUUCUUGAAUACCUUGCUGCUGAGGUACUUGAAUUGGCUGGAAAUGCCGCUACGGAUAACAAGAAGACUAGGAUUGUGCCAAGGCAUAUUCAGUUGGCUGUGAGGAACGAUGAAGAGCUGAGCAAGUUGCUUGGUGAUGUUACGAUUGCUAAUGGUGGUGUUAUGCCCAACAUUCACGACCUUUUGCUUCCAAAAAAGGCUCGUAACUCCUCGAAACCCGCUGCUGAUGAGGAUUAAAUGGAUGAUCUGGGGUUAGGUUGUUUGGUUUUAUUAGUUUAGUUAAAUUAGGUUAUGAAAUUAAGUAGUGUCAACAACCCUCAAACCCUUAAUGUUCUUUACCCUAGUUGUUUUAGUUGUUAAGAGUCUAUGUUUAGUGUGAAUACAAAUCAGUGAACCAAUGAAAUAAACACCAUUUUCCUUUUUCUAGUUCUGUCCAGUUCAGUGUCUCCUUGUAUUGAUAGAACCCUUUAUUCAUGAAAAGUUUAGCCUAUGAAGAUGGUCUUUAUAUAGAAAUUUGGAAUGUUGUUCCUGUUUUCUUUAAGCAUAUUAAUUGAAGUUGUUCUUAUACAAA
This is a messenger RNA of Lycium ferocissimum, 2362 nucleotides long. Its product is annotated as probable histone H2A.3. Gene Ontology annotation, molecular function: protein heterodimerization activity; DNA binding; structural constituent of chromatin. The record is from RefSeq and is a predicted model, not a curated record. Gene Ontology annotation, cellular component: nucleosome. Lineage: Eukaryota; Viridiplantae; Streptophyta; Magnoliopsida; Solanales; Solanaceae. The coding region runs from base 1627 to 2028 and encodes 133 amino acids. The transcript has 4 exons.